Molecule: messenger RNA, 2654 nt
Organism: Aureobasidium musti
Lineage: Eukaryota; Fungi; Ascomycota; Dothideomycetes; Dothideales; Saccotheciaceae
Source: the annotation of a GenBank genome assembly
CGCACUCGAAUGGUGUAAUGGAUGGAGGACAACGUGACAAAGGGAAGAAGCCGGUCUUCACGAUUGAACGAGGACAUACACCCGGCCACCAAGGAUGGCCAUCAGGCAUGCGACCUCUUUCCGACAUUCGAGAACUCACUGAGCCAAGUUUGAUCGAUGCUCUGGAGAGGAGGCCGACGGCAAGUGUUCAUCGUCAACCUAGCAGUAGCAUCAGCCGGCAAAGUUCGCUCAGGAGAGGCCCUUCACUGAAGCGUGCUGGCUCGGUCAGGAUCAUCGAACCAGUUGGAAGCUCAAGCUCUAGCUAUAAAGAUGAUAUGGUUGCAUCCGAGUCGACUAUCGACACGCCGGAAAGCCUGCGCGACGGCUCUAGUCUAUACAGCAUACCCAUCUCAAGCAUACCUGCUCGCCAGUCCUCAAGCACUCGCGACCGUCAAAGACAUCACCGAACUACCACCUCGAGGUCGUCUCCUACACCUGUUCAACGAAGUGCCAAUCGAACCAUCCCAUAUCGCGGGCCAACGCAUUCUCCUGUCAAGCAGGUUAGAGCCCGCUUGGAUGCUGUUGGAUCUGAUACAUCAAGACGAACACCAUCCGGUACUUUCAUCCGAAAUCCUGUCCCUCGAGAUAUCCUCGAGUUUCCCACCCAUCGCCAUCCACGCAUCGGCGUUGAUCUACAAAUAGCAGCCCCUCUGUUUGUCGGUGGAGGAACUGUCGAGGGUUUUGUGAGAGUCAUUGUUGACGAAGCAGAUAAGUCACGCAUCAAGAAGAGUCUGACCCUCGGACGAAUAGCGGUAGACCUCGUUGGGACCGAAGAGACAUCGAGCAAUCGCAAGGCAAUUNUUUUGUCGUUGGGGACAGAGCUGAUUGACUCGACCCAUCCGCCACCUCGCAACAUGAUAGAACCGCAAGAUUUUCCGGACGCCGAUUGUUUCUGGUCUCUGAUACCUUCUUUUACCAGUCUGCCGUUUGUCAUCAGCCUACCGCUGGAUACAGGGCCGCCGCCAUUCCACUCAAAGCAUGCCCGUAUUCGGUUUGUCCUUUGUGCUACCAUCUUGAUAAAAGACGGAGGCCGGCAGUACUUGUUACGGUGCUCUGAGGAUAUAGCUGUGUUGCCUACAUAUGACNCAUCAUUGCCGAGUCCACUAACCGCGUCUGACGAGCAAUCAUUCUCACGAUCUGGACUUCUCGAGACAGCCAAGAUGACUGCGGGUCUACAUCGACAAGUAUGGGUGAGUGGUAGCAGCAUCUUUGUUGAUAUCCACAUUGCCAAUGGUAGUCGCAAGACUAUCAAANAGCUUGACCUGAGUUUAGAAAGAGACAUAUUGUGCUACAGACAUGUAGGUUGUGUCCACCCCACCAAUUUAUCACUCGUGACUAACCCUCGAAAAGNNGCGGCGGCAGCUACCUUGGAGCAGUCUGCCAGUCAAGCAAGAAUAUUCGAAAGCAAUGAGCGAUCGAUAUUAAGCAAACAUAGCAUGAAGCAAGGUGCCAAUGGUUGGACCGGUGUUGAAGCAUAUGGAUCCAUCACAAGAACAUGCGACCUUGAGAUUCCACGAGGGCACGCCUCCGUCAAAUGUGGCAACUUCUUCGAGGUACGGUAUUUCCUCAACGUUACUGUUGGAGGGUCUCGCACGAAGAUACUCUCUGUUCAGUUACCCAUCAUCGUCAUACACAUGAAUUCCUUAGAUGUCCUACCAAACUCUGUGGCCCAGUUUGCUGCAGCAAUUGAAGAGAAGCGCACACAUCAUCGCAAUCACAAGCGUAUCACGUCUCAAGCCUCUGUCCAGGUUGCUCAGUCUUCAGCUUCGCCAGGGCGAGUGGCUACUACUGCUCCAACGCGUCCAUCCCGAUUGCAAGGUCGCGCCUUCGCAGCACCGAGGCAACAAUCUCUUGAGCGCAUGCGUGCCUCAGCAGCAGAUCUCCAACAACUCGAAGAAGUCCUGGAAUCUUCGCCACGGAAACACCACAUCUCGAAGCGGUCCGGUGAAAUCAGGCAACCUCGGCGCAGCAAAUCGGUUGGAAAGGAGAAUACAAGACCAGGUAAUACAAGGAUCGUGUCACGGCCAGCACGAGAGGUUCAUAAACAACCAAGCAAUCUGGCCACGGGCGGCAUCAGCGUUGGAAGCUACACCAUAUUCAACCGCAACAACUACGAUAGCAACAGUGCCAGUUCUGACACCGGAAAUGGCAUUAUGGAAUAUAUCACGCCUCCAUCAAAGCGCAGGGAGAAGUUCUUUUCGUCGCCAGUCAAACUCGAAAGCAAGGGUAUAGGUUCAGCUCUCAAACACGCUCGCAGCAUCGAUAGCUUUCGCAGCCAUAAAUCCGCUACGGAUCGAUGGCGAGAUCACUUUGGCAAGGAANAGGACGGUCCACCAAACCGCGCUCCUCCUACUCCUCCACCAUUGAGUUCGCCCACAGCAAGUAAGCCCAGAGUACAGCAACAGCAUUCAUCCAUGCCGUUCAUGCUAGGGUCGACGAAUGGACCGCCCCCAAGACCACUCCGGGACUCAUUUGACCAGGAACUGCAUGAGCAGCGUGAUGAGCACAUGAGAUUGCCUGAUAAAAGUAGGUUCGAGUUCAAAGCGGUCACCAAGAAAAGCAGUACGUUUGGAUUGAAGAAUUGGCUCGGUGAGAGGCUCGGUCGCUCGGGUCGG